AUGUCUUACAAUUUAAACCGUUCUCAUCCCCAUCAAUAUUUUGAGCUGUGGAAAAAAUGUAGAAAUCAACUUGAGAAUAAAAAACAGAGUGACACGAUAACACCGAAUACCCCGAUCAUUCCUCUUGAUCUGUCAGUAUCAUCUAUAGAAGCGUCUACUUCAAACGAGGACGAUUCCAAACUGGAAUCAAGCCAGGCACUGGAAAGGAAUAGUGUUCCCGAAAUCGUCGAGUCUGAAAUUACAAAUGUGGAAACUGAAGAAAUGCAUGCAACUAAUAGUUCAAUUAUAAUAGAUUCGGCAAUCCGACUGCCAUCGGAUAAUUCCAUAUUAUUGGGUGAGACUAGUAUUUUACCCAAUUUACCACCCUUUGAUACAACUGAAGAUGUCAUAGAUUUUAUUAUUCAGAAUGAAAUAGACAUACCUGAUGUGAUACCAUUGCCAUGGUAUGAUACUUUAGAAAUAAUAGUAGAAAAAGACCCCAUUAUUGACGCUCCUAAUAAAUGCUCUUCUCCUCAGAAUAACGCAUCAUCCAUACCAGCCAUUCCCAGUUGCAGCAAUAACACUAAUCAAGCAAAAAAUUCGCUUGAGUCCACAGUUGAUAGUCAGACUGCAAUAAAGUCUGUAAUAGAUCCCACUAAUAGUAUUAAUUCAUCGAAUGAUACAAAUCCAUCCAAUCCACUAGAAGGAUUUUUGAAAAUACCGGAUUUACCACAAAAGAAAUUUAAAGUUACAAAAAAAAUGCCUGCACCUUAUGGAUUAACAGGGCUCAAAUACAAAGAAUAUUUAAAAAAUCAGGACGAUGAGAAAAAAAUUAAGGAGGAAGAAUUAGCGAAUAAAAGAAAGGAACGAGAAGAAAAAAGACUGAACAAACAAAAAUCUCAAAGCAAAAAACGUGUUCAACUGAAACGCCCAAAAAAUCCCCUUAAAAAGCAAGCUAAGAAAAUGAAAGUAGAACAUGAUGAUCACACACAACCUGCCGAAGAUUUUAUAACAACAGAUAAUUUAGAAGCAAGUGAAGAGACUGAAAUAGAAACUAGGAGAACUACUACGACUUGUACUGAAUUUAAGGACAAUUUAUUUGAUAGAUAUGUACUGGUUCAAUUUGAGAGUGGAAAGAGAAUGCGUCAUUUUGUAGGAAAAGUGAUAAUGGUAAAUGACAAUGAAAGAAAAUAUAAAGUAGAUUUUCUUAGAAAAAAAUCCGUUGUGGAAAAUGUUGUCAAUUUUGCAAAACCAAUAGUGCCAGAUAUUGCAGAAGUUGAUUUCGAUGAUAUUAAACGUGUAUUCGGUACACCGAAUAUUUCUAGGCGCGGAUUAAUUUGUUUUGACGACUUAGUAUUUAAAGAUAUUGAAUAA
Messenger RNA from Parnassius apollo (apollo), 1353 nucleotides. NCBI's taxonomy places the organism in Eukaryota, Metazoa, Arthropoda, Insecta, Lepidoptera, Papilionidae. The record is from the annotation of a GenBank genome assembly.